AUGCAGACUAUGAAUAUUGAUCAACUGCCCUAUUAUCCUGUUCCAACAGGUCCACAUCCACCACCGAAUGGUUAUUAUCAACUAAAUGGAUUUGAGGAAACACAUCGUAUGUAUCAACCCUUUUAUAAUCAAACUCUUGUACCACCUCCACAAUUAAUGAACCCAUUUCUUGCUAUCGUUCGGCCACCGAAUGAAAUUUCCACUGGAAUACCAAAUUAUAUGCCACCAACAUCGCAUCUAUCAUAUGGAAAUAAUAAUUUACAGCAACAACCAACUGCAUAUCCUAGACAAUACUAUCAUCCACCUUAUCAUAUGCCACAAAAUAUCCCACAACAAAUACAACCAUCGCUUAAUCAACAAUAUGGAACAUCAUCUCAGUCUCCACAAUUACAAGAAAAACGAAAAAGACAACCAUUAAAAAUUGUUGAUCCGGCGUCGCUAAAAGCUCCAGAAUUGGAAACAAAAAAGACUGAAAAUCAAUCAUCAAAUGGUAUUGAAAAUGAAACUUGUAAAGAAUCAACUCAACAAUCCCAACCAGACUAUUCUGGUGUUUCUAGUCAAAGUAUAACUGAUGAUAAACCAGUUCUUCCAACAACUCAAGAAGAUCAAAUUAAGUCUCAAAACCAACUUGAAGUUUUAAAUACAAAUUCAGAAACAAUAUCUGAUAACGAAGUACAACCAGCAUCAAUUUUACCUGCUACCGAAUCUUUAGAUGAUAUAACAACAACACCAUCGAAUGAUACAGAAUCUAAAUCAAUCAACAGCGAAAAAACUGAAUCAAAAUCUCAACGAUAUACAUAUAGUAUCAAAGAACUUCUUGCUAAACGGUUAGCACCUUCGGCACAAAUAAGACCGGUUGAUCUUAGAUAUAUUCCUGGAAUUACUAGUGAACCUGAAAAAUCAAAACCAAAACCAGUUGAUACAAAUAUCAAAUUUUUACGUGAAAUUAGAUCAAUAUUAAAUAAAUUAACACCGCAAACUUAUGAUAAAUUAUUACAAAAACUUGAUGAACUUGAACUUGAUCGUUAUGAACGUUUACAAGGAAUGAUAGAUAUAUUUUUCUUCAAAGCAGUUGAAGAACCAAAAUUCUGUUUUAUGUAUGCAAAUCUAUGUGAACAUUUUAAAAAAAAACAAAUUACCGUGCCUGAUCAAGAUGGUCAAACAGUAACACAUUCUUUUCGAAAAAUCUUACUAUCACGAUGUCAAACUAAGUUUGAAACUGAUUAUCGACAAGAUAUUGAUUAUGAUAGACGAAAAACAGAAGUUGAUGCUAUUACAGAUGAAAAACGUCAAAAGGAAGCAGCAGAAGAUUUAGAAGAAGCUUUAUUUAAAGCCAAACAACGAAAUUUUGGUAAUAUUCUUUUUAUUGGCGAAUUAUUCAAAUUAGGAAUAUUAACAGAAACAAUUAUGUUCGAAUGUAUGGACUAUUUACUUGAAGACAAAACUGAUGAAGAAAAUAUUGAAUGUUUAUGUAAACUUUUACGCGCUAUUGGCAAAGAACUUGAUACCACAUUCACCAAUAAAAAAUCACCAAAUCGAAAAAAUCUGGAUAAAAAUUACAAUGAAUUAGAGAAUAUUGUUAAACUAAAACAAGUAUCAACACGUACAGGAUUUAUGAUUCAAGAUCUAAUGGAUUUAAGAACAGCUAAUUGGGUUGCUCGUAUCGCUGAAGCAAGACCAAUGAAAAUUGAUGAUAUUCAUGAACAAGAACGAAUUAAACGUGAACAACAAGAGCAUGAUCAAGAACGUGAUCGACAACAACGUCGAGACCAACAUCGUAAUAAUCCACAACAAUAUACUGGAUCACAUGGUAGCCGUGGUAGUGGUAUAAAACAACAAACAAAUCGAAUGAAUGAGGAACAACAUGUGAGUCGUUUUAAUAUUAACUCAGUACGCCAAUAUCAAACGAAUGAUAAACGAAAUCCAACAACAACAUUAAAUCUUGCACCACAAUUUACAUGGUCUAGAUCAUCAACAAUUGAAAAGAAAUCUGAAAAUAAUCGAACUGGUGAACCUCCAAGUGAUUCUUAUCAACAAAACAACAAAUCUAAAACUGCUACAUAUCCUGGUACUCCCGGUUAUAUGACUCAACGAUAUCCAUCUCGUGAAUUAGCACGUGAAAAUCCUGUUGAAUUAUUACGAAGAACAGCAAAUGGUAGUAAAGAAGUACUUAAUUCAAAUGAUAGUUCUCGUAAUGUCAGUCGUGAACAAUCACGCGAAUCAAGUUUAAAUAAAGAAUCUGCAACAUCAGCAUCAACAACAAACAAUUCAUUUGAUGAAGAAAAGACUACAGCACGUGUACAUUCACUAAUUGAAGAAUAUACAGAAAAUUAUACUGAUAAUAAUAAUCGAUCCGUUCUUGAAGCCGUAGAAGAUUUAUCUGAUUUUUGUACAUCCAAUACAAAUCAACAAGCAAUUAUUGUUCGAGAAUUAUUUACAAAGGUAUUAGAAGGCAAACCACAUGCAAGAAAAGCUAUUGGAUAUUUACUUGAUAUGACAUUUGAAAAAAAACUCAUAUCUGAUCAAGGUUUUUUAUCUGGUUUAAAAAUGCUAAUUGGAGCUGUGCCAGAUUAUAUAGUAGAUAUUCCACUUGUCUGGCAAUAUACUGGUGAAAUUCUUGGGGCAUUUAUAGGUGGUUCAUCAUCGAAUAUGUUAUUGUUAAAAUCUAUUUUACCAUUAAUACCAGAUGAAGUAUCAAAACAAUUAUUUCAAUAUAUCAUUCGUUAUGCAGUUAAAUUUUCUUCUAAAUCUCAUGUACAAACAAAUUGGCAAUCUGUUAAUUUUUCAUUAAAUGAUUUAUUUGAAUCAAAUUCUCUUGAUUCUUCAUUCGUUAAUGAAUAUAAUUGGUUGGAAUCAGAUAUAUGA
This is a messenger RNA of Adineta steineri, 2865 nucleotides long. The record is from the annotation of a GenBank genome assembly. Lineage: Eukaryota; Metazoa; Rotifera; Eurotatoria; Adinetida; Adinetidae.